Molecule: messenger RNA, 324 nt
Organism: Geodia barretti
Lineage: Eukaryota; Metazoa; Porifera; Demospongiae; Tetractinellida; Geodiidae
Source: the annotation of a GenBank genome assembly
CUGGCCAGGCUCUCCAGAACAGCAGGCGAAGGAGCCAUCAUCUACACUGCCCCAGAGUCCUUCCCCCAGACUGACCCGACAGCCAAACGCGUCAUCCAUACAACUAAAAUUGACGUCUACAGCUAUGGAAUCCUAUUAUGUGAGGUGAUCACUGCUAAGAUGCCUGAUCCUGAGCGGUAUCUUGAUAGACUGGAGGAGGUGAAUCAAGUAUCGGCUGAUAUGCACCAUCUCAUUGUGUGGUGUACCAAGCGCAGUCCAAAACAACGACCCACCAUGACAAGUGUCCUUGAUGAACUGAGCAAGAUGCCGCAGCCACGAUCUUAG